This is a messenger RNA of Epinephelus fuscoguttatus (brown-marbled grouper), 4105 nucleotides long. RefSeq names its product NACHT, LRR and PYD domains-containing protein 3-like. The coding region runs from base 183 to 3785 and encodes 1200 amino acids. The record is from RefSeq and is a predicted model, not a curated record. NCBI's taxonomy places the organism in Eukaryota, Metazoa, Chordata, Actinopteri, Perciformes, Serranidae. The transcript has 12 exons. Gene Ontology annotation, molecular function: protein binding.
GCUCACUGAAGCUGGCAGACAAACUGUUAACGGAUAUGACGCGUGUCUAACAGUCCCGCGCCUCUCCAACUGUUUCCUUCCUGUGUCAACUUUACUUUCACUUUGAAGGAUGGUGGUGACGCAGCUUGUUUCCUCCACCUGCACCUCCAGCUGAAGAUGAAAGUGUGUGUGAGUUGAGCAGCAUGAAUCGGUGUGAGGACAGAGAGGAGGGAGUCCCUCCCUCUAAAACCACUCUGUGUGGGGAACAUGACAGCCAGACCAAAGCUCAGAGGAUCCAUCAGAGACCAGACUCUGCUGGACCUGGACCUGGACCUGGACCUGGACCUGGACCUGAACCCAGCUGUGUGUCCUUAAAGAGCGACAGGUCAAAUGAUCGAUACAUUGAUUUUAAAGUCCAUCAGCCCUCUGCUGCAGAGAGGAUCCAUCAGAGACCAGACUCACCUGCACCCAGCUGUGUGUCCUUCAAAAGUGACGAGUCAAUGGAUUGGUCUAUUGGGUUUAAAGCUGGACAACAAGUGGACCAGGAGAGCUCAGAGGUUCCCAGUGGUCAGUCUGCCCAGCAGCAUCAAACACACCUGGACUCCAUAUUUAUGCUGCUGGAGGAGAACAUCCUCACUUUUGUGAAGAAGGAGCUGAAGAAGAUCCAGAAGGUUCUGAGUCCAGAUUACCCAGAAUGCUUCGAGAGUCAGAGGGAGGAUGAGGAGGUGUUGGAGGGUGAGGAUGAAGAGCAGAGGAGGAGCAGCAGAGAGGCAUUUCUGAAGAUCACACUGCACUUCCUGAGGAGAAUGAAGCAGGAGGAGCUGGCUGACUGUCUGCAGAGCAGAACUGUUGCUGCAGCGUGUCGACGUAAACUCAAAUCUAACCUGAAGGAGAAGUUCCAGUGUGUGUUUGAGGGGAUCGCUAAAGCAGGAAACCCAACCCUCCUUAAUGAGAUCUACACAGAGCUCUACAUCACAGAGGGAGGGACUGCAGAGGUCAAUGAUGAACAUGAGGUCAGACAGAUUGAAACAGCAUCCAGGAAAGCAGACAGACCAGAAACAACCAUCAGACAAGAAGACGUCUUUAAAGCCUCACCUGGAAGAGAUGAACCAAUCAGAACAGUGAUGACAAAGGGAGUGGCUGGCAUUGGGAAAACAGUCUUAACACAGAAGUUCACUCUGGACUGGGCUGAAGACAAAGCCAACCAGGACAUACAGUUGACAUUUCCGUUCACUUUCAGAGAGCUGAAUGUGCUGAAAGAGAAAAAGUACAGCUUGGUGGAACUUGUUCAUCACUUCUUUACUGAAACCAAAGAAGCAGGAAUCUGCAGGUUUGAAGAGUUCCAGGUUGUGUUCAUCUUUGACGGUCUGGAUGAGUGUCGACUUCCUCUGGACUUCCGCAACAAUGAGAUCCUGACUGAUGUUACAGAGUCCACCUCAGUGGAUGUGCUGCUGACAAACCUCAUCAGGGGGAAACUGCUUCCCUCUGCUCGCCUCUGGAUAAACCCCAGACCUGCAGCAGCCAAUCAGAUCCCUCCUGACUGUGUUGACAUGGUGACAGAGGUCAGAGGGUUCACUGACCCACAGAAGGAGGAGUACUUCAGGAAGAGAUUCAGAGAUGAGGAGCAGGCCAGCAGAAUCAUCUCCCACAUCAAGACAUCACGAAGCCUCCACAUCAUGUGCCACAUCCCAGUCUUCUGCUGGAUCACUGCUACAGUUCUGGAGGAUGUGAUGAAGAGCAGAGAGGAAGGAGAGCUGCCCAAGACCCUGACUGAGAUGUACAUCCACUUCCUGGUGGUUCAGACCAAAGUGAAGAACAUCAAGUAUGAUGGAGGAGCUGAGACAGAUCAUCACUGGAGUCCAGAGAGCAGGAAGAUGAUUGAGUCUCUGGGAAAACUGGCUUUUGAUCAGCUGCAGAAAGGCAACGUGAUCUUCUAUGAAUCAGACCUGACAGAGUGUGGCAUCGAUAUCAGAGCAGCCUCAGUGUACUCAGGAGUGUUCACACAGAUCUUUAAAGAGGAGAGAGGACUGUACCAGGACAAGGUGUUCUGCUUCGUCCAUCUGAGUGUUCAGGAGUUUCUGGCUGCUCUUCAUGUCCAUCUGACCUUCAUCAACUCUGGAGUCAAUCUGAUGGAAGAACAACAAACAACAUCCCAAAGGUCUAAAGUCUUCAGAUACAAACCUAAACUCACACAUCUCCACCAGAGUGCUGUGGACAAGGCCUUACAGAGUCCAAAUGGACACCUGGACUUGUUCCUCCGCUUCCUCCUGGGUCUCUCACUGCAGACCAAUCAGAAACACCUACGAGGUCUGCUGACACAGACAGGAAGUGGCUCACAGACCAAUCAGGAAACAGUCCAGUACAUCAAGAAGAAGAUCAACCAGGAUCUGUCUGCAGAGAGAAGCAUCAACCUGUUCCACUGUCUGAAUGAACUGAAUGAUCGUUCUCUAGUGGAGGAGAUCCAACAGUCCCUGAGUUCAGGACGUCUCUCCACAGAUGAACUGUCUCCUGCUCAGUGGUCAGCUCUGGUCUUCAUCUUACUGUCAUCAGAAGAAGAUCUGGACGUGUUUGACCUGAAGAAAUACUCUGCUUCAGAGGAGGCUCUUCUGAGGCUGCUGCCAGUGGUCAAAGCCUCCAACAAAGCUCUACUGAGUGGCUGUAAGCUCUCAGAGAGAAGCUGUGAAGCUCUGUCCUCAGUUCUCAGCUCCCAGUCCUCCAGUCUGAGACACCUGGACCUGAGUAACAACAACCUGCAGGAUUCAGGAGUGAAGCUUCUUUCUGUUGGACUGCAGAGUCCACACUGUGCUCUGGAAACUCUCAGACUGAGUGUCUGUAACCUCUCAGAGAGAAGCUGUGAAGCUCUGUCCUCAGUUCUCAGCUCCCAGUCCUCCAGUCUGAGACACCUGGACCUGAGUAACAACAACCUGCAGGAUUCGGGAGUGAAGCUUCUUUCUGUUGGACUGCAGAGUCCACACUGUGCUCUGGAAACUCUCAGUCUGUCAGGCUGUCUGAUCACAGAGGAAGGCUGUGCUUCUCUGGCCUCAGCUCUGAGCUCCAACCCCUCCCAUCUGAGAGAGCUGGACCUGAGCUACAAUCAUCCAGGAGACUCAGGAGUGACACUGCUGUCAGCUGGACUGAAGGAUCCACACUGGAGACUGGACACUCUCAGGGUGGAGCCUGGUGGAGUCCGAUGGUUGAGACCAGGUGUGAGGAAGUAUUCCUGUGAACUCACCAUCGACACAAACACAGUGAACAGAGAGCUCAAACUGUCUGACAACAACAGGAAGGUGACACGUGUGAAGGAGGUUCAGUUAUAUCCUGAUCAUCCAGACAGAUUUGAGGGGUGGUGGCCUCAGCUGCUGUGUAGAACUGGUCUGACUGGUCGCUGUUACUGGGAGGUCGAGUGGAGAGGAUGGGUUGAUAUAUCAGUGAGUUACAGAGGAAUCAGGAGGAGAGGAAACAGUGAUGACUAUGGGUUUGGAAGGAAUCAUCAGUCCUGGUGUCUGAACUGCUCUGAUGAUGAUGGUCGUUACUCUGUCUGGCACAAUAACAGAGAAACAGAGCUCUCCUCCUCCUCCUCCUCCUCCUCCUCCUCCUCCUCCUCCUCCUCCUCCUCCUCCUCCUCCUCCUCCUCUGGUAGAGUAGCAGUGUAUGUGGACUGUCCUGCUGGCACUCUGUCCUUCUUCACAGUCUCCUCUGACACACUGAUCCACCUCCACACCUUCAACACCACAUUCACUGAACCUCUUUAUCCUGGGUUUGGGUUCUUUUCUUCUGGUUCCUCAGUGUCUCUGUGUUCUCUGUAGGAGUGAGAGUCUCCUCCUGUUAGAGAAACCUUCUCACUGCUGAACACAUGAGUUGAGUGUGUACAGGAUGUCACACAGCUGAUGUUAGUUCUGUCCCACCAUGUGUCCCUGGUUAGAUUCUGGUGGGGGACCUUUGCUUUAUGUCCCACCCCUCUCUGUCUCUCUCUGUGUCCAUGUUUGCUGUCUGCAGCCCCGACGUAUCUGUAAAGGCAACAUGUAAAUGAUGGAUUAUCAAAUCAAUCAUUGUUUAUGACACUGAACUUCUGAACACAUUGUCCCUGACUGUGUGUGAAUAAAGACUUUAUACUGCUGACUCAUCA